AUGUCCCUUCCCUGGCACGCAGCGUUCCCCUCCCCCCGCACCAUCGCCGCCUCCAUCCCCCGCGAUCGGCUCCUGCAGUGGAUGCAGCAAGGCCGUGUCCCAGGAAAAGACUAUGUCGUUGUUGAUUUGCGACGGACGGAUCAUGAGGGCGGCACCAUCAAACACUCCCUCAACCUCCCCGCCCAAACGCUCUACCCCUCGCUGCCCACCCUCUACGAAAUGCUCGCUGCUGCGGGGGUGAAGCAUGUUUUGUGGUUUUGCGGAUCAUCGGCCGGCCGCGGCACCCGCGCCGCAAACUGGUUCGCGGACCUACUGGAGGACCGCGGGGAUCGCUCCAUGCAGAGUCUCGUCCUGCAGGGCGGCAUCAAAGGGUGGGUUGCCGCGGGGGAGGACUAUCGGGCUUGCAUGGAGGGGUUUGAUGAGCGGGUCUGGGUGGAGAGUGGGGUGUUGGGGGGGUCUCAGUAG
Molecule: messenger RNA, 465 nt
Organism: Aspergillus candidus
Lineage: Eukaryota; Fungi; Ascomycota; Eurotiomycetes; Eurotiales; Aspergillaceae
Product: putative arsenate reductase (Arc2)
Exons: 3
Coding region: 1-465 (154 amino acids)
Cellular component (GO): cytoplasm; nucleus
Molecular function (GO): protein tyrosine phosphatase activity
Source: RefSeq, a predicted model, not a curated record